This is a messenger RNA of Lasiosphaeria miniovina, 2439 nucleotides long. RefSeq names its product glycosyl hydrolase family 3 N terminal domain-containing protein. Lineage: Eukaryota; Fungi; Ascomycota; Sordariomycetes; Sordariales; Lasiosphaeriaceae. The transcript has 3 exons. Gene Ontology annotation, biological process: glucan catabolic process. The record is from RefSeq and is a predicted model, not a curated record. The coding region runs from base 1 to 2439 and encodes 812 amino acids. Gene Ontology annotation, molecular function: beta-glucosidase activity.
AUGGAAUACCUGAGAGACGUCUAUAAUCUGCUUCCUCCGUGCCGGGCGCCCGACACCGCGCCCUGGUUCCUGGCCGAGCCGCUGGCUUUUUCCGCCAAGGCCGCCGUUUCAUUUCUUUGCGCCGCCGCUGCUGCUGCCGCGUCCUUCAACGUCCAGCCCGCAACGCAGUACCAAGACGGCCACCCGUCUGAGGUCCCCUACUACGGCCGCAGCCCUGCAGUGUACCCUUCGCCUAUUGCCAAUGGCUCCACCAGCAGCAGGUGGGCGGUAGCAUACGGACAUGCACGGGCGAUUGUGUCGCAGAUGACGGUCGACGAGAAGGUGAAUAUCACGCACGGCUGGCCCGGAGCGUGCGUGGGAAACACGGGCCAAGUCCCCCGGCUCGGCGUGCCGGCGCUCUGCUUCGCCGACGGCCCCAGCGGCAUCCGCGGACAAGAGUUCGUAUCGGCCUUCCCCGCCGGCAUCCACGUGGCCGCCACCUUUGACCGCCACCUCAUGCACCGCUACGGCCGCGCGCUGGGCGACGAGUACCGCGGCAAGGGCAUCAACGUGGCCCUCGGCCCCGUGGCCGGCCCGCUCGGCCGCAUGGCCAGGGGCGGUCGCAACUGGGAGGGUCUCAGCAACGACCCCUACCUCGCCGGCGCCGGCCUCGGCGCCAUCACCCGCGGCAUCCAGGACGCCGGCGUCAUCGCCACGCCCAAGCACUGGCUGCUGAACGAGCAAGAGUUCCGCCGGCGAUGGUCCUCCAUGGGCGACGCCAUCAGCGCAAACGUCGACGACCGUGCCCUGCACGAGCUCUACGUCUUCCCCUUCAUGGAGGCCCUGCGCGAGGGCGCCGCAGCCAUCAUGUGCAGCUACCAGCGGGCCAACCACUCGUACGCAUGCCAGAACUCGAAGCUGCUGAACGGCAUCCUGAAGACGGAGCUCGGCUUCGAGGGGUUUGUGGUGAGCGACUGGGACGGGCAGAUGUCGGGCGUGGCGUCGGUCAACGCGGGCCUGGACCUGGUGAUGCCCAACGCGGGCUUCUGGGGCGCCAGUCUCGCGCAGGCCGUCCGCAACGGGUCCGUCAGCCAAGACCGCAUCAGCGACAUGGCCACGCGGGUCCUCGCGGCCUGGUACUUCCUGCACCAGCAGACUGACUUCCCGCCCCCGGCCAUCUACCCGAGCACGCACAAGCAUGCGCCCGUCGACGUCCAGGCAGGCCACACGUUGUUGAUCAAGGAGAUCGGUGCGGCCGGCACGGUGCUCGUCAAGAACGUCAACAACACACUACCACUCAUCAAGCCGCGGUUCCUGUGCGUGUACGGCUACGACGCGCCGCUCAAGGCCGGUCCGUGGCAGAACCCCGACCGCUACGGCGGCGGGUACGACGUCAACUUUGGCUGGGGCACGCUGAACGGGACGCUCGUGACGGGCGGCGGGUCCGGCGGCAGCUCGCCACCAUACGUAGUGUCCCCGUUCCAAGCCCUCCAGGAGCGUGUUGUCAGCGACCGUGGCGUCUUGCGCUGGGACUUUUACUCGGUCGACCCCCACGCCGAGUAUUUGAACGCGGACGCCUGUCUGGUCUUUAUCAACGCGUAUGCCUCAGAGAUGUUCGACCGUACCAGCCUCGCAGACGCGUUCAGCGACCGCCUCGUCGCGAACGUUGCGGCCAAGUGCCAAAACACCAUCGUCGUCGUGCACUCUGCUGGAAUCCGCACCGUCGACGCCUGGAUCGGCCACCCCAACGUGACAGCCGUGGUGUUCGGCGGGCUGCCUGGCCAGGAGAGCGGCCACAGCCUCACGUCUGUACUCUACGGCGACGUCAGCCCGAGCGGCCGGCUGCCGUACACGGUGGCGCGCAACGAGGCUGACUACGGUGACCUUCUCAACUCGACCGUGUCGGCCGACUACUUCCCCGAGGACGCCUUCGCCGAGGGCCUGUUCAUCGACUACCGCGCCUUCGACCGCGACCGUGUCGCCCCGCGCUUCGAGUUUGGCUUCGGCCUCUCGUAUACCACCUUUGGCUACGCCGGCUUGUCCGCCGCGCUGGCAGACAGUUUGCCCCCCGUCGAGUUUCCCGACGCGGGCGUUCCAGUCGUCCAGGGCGGGCAUCCGGACCUCUGGGCUACGGUCGCCGUCGUCGCGUGCGCCGUGACUAACACGGGCGCCGAGAGGGCCGGCAGCGAGGUCGCGCAGCUGUACGUCGGCGUGCCGGGGUCCGACCAUGAAGGGGAGGAAGGCGACACGCCGGCGCGGCAGCUGCGCGGCUUCGUUCGCGUCGGGCCCCUCGCACCGGGCGAGACGCGGCAGGCCGUGUUCGGGCUCACGCGGCGGGACCUCAGCGUGUGGGACGUGGUGGCCCAGCAGUGGCGCCUGCGCCGCGGUGAGUACCGCCUCUGGGUCGGCGCCAGCAGCAGGGACUUGAGGCUUAACGGGACUCUGUCUAUUCUUGACUGA